ACACCUUUUAUUUUGAAGUCAACGACCCGGAAGCCUUACGCCAUCUUUUUUCUUCUUUCCGGUGUCCUGCACUCUUCAUCAUGGCACAAGCAGUUCAGAAACUCGUCGCAAAAGUACCCACUUUAGUCGGGGCCGCGGUCACAUACUCGAAACCCCGACUAGCGACCUUCUGGUACUAUGCCCGGGUGGAGCUCGUCCCACCGUCCCCUGCUGAGAUCCCCAAAGCCAUAGAGGCCGCAUCGGGUCUCAUCAAGAGCUUCCAGUCAGGACGCCUGCGACAAACCACAAUAAAGGAUGCCUUGAGGAAUGGACUUGUGACCACUGAGGUGCUGAUGUGGUUCUACAUUGGAGAGUGCAUUGGCAAAGGAGGCAUUAUUGGAUAUGAUGUCUAAAUAUUUUACUUUUCUUUCUCCUUUUGCACUUAUAAUUGUCACAUUCUCAACUACCUGCACCAAAUUGUCCAAUAAACAGAUGUCUAGUCAGAAGUAUA
Micropterus salmoides (largemouth bass) is the source of this 490-nucleotide messenger RNA. RefSeq names its product ATP synthase subunit g, mitochondrial-like. Bases 81 to 392 code for a protein of 103 amino acids. Gene Ontology annotation, biological process: proton motive force-driven ATP synthesis. The record is from RefSeq and is a predicted model, not a curated record. NCBI's taxonomy places the organism in Eukaryota, Metazoa, Chordata, Actinopteri, Centrarchiformes, Centrarchidae. The transcript has 3 exons. Gene Ontology annotation, molecular function: proton transmembrane transporter activity.